CACGUAUCUUGUCGGACGGUUGAGACUGCGAUCGCCUCUUGGAGGUUUCCUGACUCGAGAUCUUUUUAUAUCUUGAGUCACACAACUUCGAGAGGUACAUUGAACUCUGCUGCUUCGGGCUCCAACAAGUUUUAAGGUACAAGAAAAUGGAGGAGCUAUGGUCCGCAGGAGCCUCCAUAUGGAGCGGAUCAAAUUUUAACAAAAAUGACGGAGUUGCGGUUUUAAUUAAUAAUCCUAACAUCUUGGUGAAGGGCAGCACUGUGCCCCCUUCGGUGGUUCCUGAUGAAACUGGAGAGGGCGGUGUUUUACUUCCUGUGGGGGUCCAAGUGGGAGCACCUGAAGAGGGAGACAGUCAAGAAAAGGCCAGAGAACGGUGGAAAAGGCCUCCCAGACCCCCACCUGUUUUUAGGCAGCCGCUUCACCGCCUUGCACAUCAGUUAUGCCAUGACCCCAUCCAAAGAAAACAAGACGGCUGCAAUGGCGCGAUUUUGGAUGGGGUCUUACCUAAGAACUUUGAAAAUUUUACCAGUAGAUUUGAAAACCCCAGUGUCUUUUAACUUGCCUAAAGAGUACAGUUUUAUAAAAAAGUUUUUAAAGAAAUACCUUUUAGAGAGUGAAGAUUUCACCAUUUUAACUAAACACAAGUCUCUCAUUUCUGUUGUGCAGGACCGGGAACCGGUGAGUCCAGUUCCGGGCCUCACACUAAGUGAGGCCAAACAAGUUUGGCGGAAUGCGGCUCACCCUGAUCUCCAGAACAGGCACAAGGACUUAUCGUGGAUGGUGGCUCAUGAGAUCCUCCCGAUCUGGGCGGUUAUGCACUCCAGAGGCAUGGCCAAAAACCCCAUCUGCCCUCGGUCCGGCUGCAAUUCCCCGGAGACCGUCCACCACCUGCUCUGGGACUGCAGCACUGCGCGGGACCUGUGGGCCAAGACCGGCCCCCUGUAUUUCCCGUGCCUACCAGCAGGUGGGGCCCAGUUCGGGUACCAGCUCGCCAUCCUUGGGGUGGGCCGGGGCUUGAAGGACUUGACGGCACAGAAAUUUACCUCGCUCUGGCUCACCCUCAACGUCAUCAAGGAUGCCAUCUGGGCCACCAGAAACCUGCUGGUGGGAAAGCGCGUUACGGUAACCCUCCAUGCAUGUGAGCUUAAGGUAACAUCAAUGCUGCAGGGGUACCGGAUGACGAUAUUCGGACGGGGGGGCCGGGGUCGCACAGAGAGGGUCCCGGCAGGCACCGACCCUGGCUGCCCGUAGAUGCACCCUCACCAUUCUGGCUACGGGAACAGCGGGCCAGCGGGCCGGAGGAGAGGGGAUCUCCGCUGAGCCCGUAAAGUAGCAUCUCAUGUCCUUGUUCUGGAGAGUGGGGUGAAGACCGACUUGAUAAGGACUCACCCCCGGUCUUGCACAACAGAUGAUUUUUUAUUGGUGUUUUUAUUGUGUUUUAUCA
Carassius carassius (crucian carp) is the source of this 1444-nucleotide messenger RNA. RefSeq lists its product as uncharacterized. The record is from RefSeq and is a predicted model, not a curated record. The transcript has 3 exons. NCBI's taxonomy places the organism in Eukaryota, Metazoa, Chordata, Actinopteri, Cypriniformes, Cyprinidae. Bases 283 to 1251 code for a protein of 322 amino acids.